Oncorhynchus gorbuscha (pink salmon) is the source of this 7762-nucleotide messenger RNA. RefSeq names its product ninein (GSK3B interacting protein) (gene nin). Gene Ontology annotation, molecular function: calcium ion binding. The coding region runs from base 80 to 7288 and encodes 2402 amino acids. The record is from RefSeq and is a predicted model, not a curated record. The transcript has 31 exons. Gene Ontology annotation, cellular component: mitotic spindle pole; centrosome; pericentriolar material. Gene Ontology annotation, biological process: microtubule anchoring at centrosome; centrosome localization; centrosome-templated microtubule nucleation. Lineage: Eukaryota; Metazoa; Chordata; Actinopteri; Salmoniformes; Salmonidae.
CUGCAGUAAGAUCGCCUUCUUCAGAAUGGAUAACCCCGGAGAACUGUAAGAUAAAGAUAAAAAAACUUUAUCGUCCAAAAUGGAAAUGUAUCUUUUUUGCGCUCUCUGGCUUUCAUUCACUGAGACUUAUGAGGGCAGGGUGCUGUCCUAUGGGAUGGAUGACAGCCAGCAGGAUCAGUACGAGGAGCGUCUGAAGGAGGUCUUUGAGAGUUUCGACACCAGCGGCGCCGGGUCGCUGUGCCCGGAGGAGCUAUCUGACCUGUGCCAGGCCCUGCACCUGGAGGAUUCCACCCCUACACUGCUCCAUGCCCUGCUGCAGAACCAGGACCCACUCACUGGCAGGGUUGGUUUUGACCAGUUCAAGAAUGCCCUGAUUGUGGUGUUAUCAACGAGCAUAGUAGCACCACCUGCGCCCAGUCAGGAGACAGCACCUGCUUCUCUAUCACCAGACUCAACAGUCCAAGCUAAGUUUGUGCGGGGUAGUAAACGCUAUGGCCGAUACUCUACACCAGAGUUCAUAGACACCAUCACAGGCUUCUCAGAGGUGCUCAGCUCAAACGCUACAGACCCACAAGAUCAUGAAGACUCUACUGUGCCCAGGAAACGUGAGCGCUGGAAUGCUCAUGAAAGCGGAACGGAAGAGUACGAGGCAGAAGGCCAGCUGCACCUGUGGAACCCUGAUGAACCCUCUACUCCACGGGGCUCUAUCACACCCCUCUCAGACCACCAGGAGGAGAGGUUUCGGGAGGCCUGUGAGGAGCUGACUAUGCCUUGGGAUGGAUGUGCCAGCCACCAUGAGCUACUGGCUCUCUGUGACCACCUGGGUCUAGAGGUGACGGAGGAUGUCCUCCAGGUUCUAAGUGGUGAUGAGGUCAUGAGCGUUCAGGCGUUUACUUCCUGGGUUCUGAACCAAGCCAAGCCCCCCACCCCGUCUGCCUCCACACCUUACAGACAGCUCAAAAGACUACACUCCUCACAGCCAUUCGAUGAGACGGGCCGUAGAACCAGCGCUAUGACGAGCACCAUCGGGAUGCGUCUGUUCUCUACUCUGGACGAUGGGACAGGGUCCGCUCCUGCUGAGGACAUCCUGGAUGUCUGGAUGGAGGAGGGCAUCGAGAACAGCCCAGAGAUUCUACAGGCCUUGGAUUUUGACCUGGAGGGAAAAGUGAACCUCAGGGAGCUGACUGUGGCUCUGGAGAACGAGCUCCUCGUCACUAAGAAUGGGAUCCACCAGGCUGCACUGGCCAGCUUCAAGGCUGAGAUCAGAUACCUACUUGAACGUGUAGAUCGGGAGCUCCGGGAGAAAGAGAAGACUCGUUCUGACCUGGACAAAGCAGAGAAGUUAAAAACCCAGCUGGCUUCUGAGGUGGACGAACAUCACUCUGCCAUCGAACGCAUGAAUGACCUCAACCUGAGGAAGCUGGAGCAGGAACACAGGGAGAAGCUGGUGUCUGUCCGGUCAGAGCUCAUUAAAGAGAUGGACCAGAUUCAGCAGCAGACUGGUCAGCAGAGAGAGAAACUAGAGGCAGAGAUGGAGAAGCUCAGAGACGACGAGACCUUCCUCAGAGACCACCUCUCACUCACUGUCAAGGAGAGUAGGCGUCUGGAGAUGGAGCUGCUGGACAGCACUGAGAAACUGGUAGAGGCAGAAAACCAGGUCAGCAAACUGCAGAGGAACCUGGACAACAUCCUGAAGGAAAAGUUUGGGGAUCUGGACCUGGGCAGUGCUGAGUUCUUCCUACAGGAGGAGAGUCUCAAAUGGCUACGCAGUAGCUAUGAGGAACGGUGUCGGGAGCUGCAGGAUCGCAUCGAUGAGCUUCAAGCAGAGCUGCAGGAGUACCACAACCUGGGCCGCACCUCUCAGCUCUGUCUCAAACCCUCUCUCUCUGAGGACCUGGAGAGUAAGAGUCCUGGCAUGGAGUCAGACCCAGGUCUAGGCUCAGAGGAGGGCCAGCCGUUGUUCAACAUGAGCCUGGAGGCAGAGAUGAUGCUGGAGCGGCUGAAAGAGAAGCACCUCCGAGAGUUGGAGGAGCUACAGGCUCAGCUGGAGAGCAAGGUGAGUGAGUUUGACCAGAAGGUGGAGGAGCAGAAAGCCGACCUGGAGGCCCAGAAGGAGGCCUUGUCCCUGCAGUACCUGGAGGAUAUCCAGGCACUACGAGGGGGAGAUGUCCAUCAUCCAGAACCGAGCCCUGGAGCUUCAGCGUCUGCCAAAUGGCAUAUAGAUACAGUUGAAGUGAGCAGCCUGAGACAGGAGCUCCUGGAGUCCCGCAUCCAGAUUUCUGACCUGGAGGAACAGCUGAAAGUCCUGGAGGCCCAACAAGCGAAGGCUGAGCUGGGCCUGGACACAGAGAUGCAGGAGCUGAGGAAACUUCACGCCUUGGAACUCAACAAGCUGGACGUGCAGCACGACAACAUCCUUCAGGUCAGGCUGGAAGAAGAGAAGGGGAAUCUACAGGAGGAGCGGGAGAAGGUGGAGAGGAAACUGUUAGAGGAGUGGGAGAGGGAGAAGAUGGAGUUACAGCAGAGCCACAAUGAGGCAAUGAAGGCUAGGAUAGAGGAGGUGAGUUUGAAGUUCCAGGCAGAGCGAGAGGAGUUAGAGAUGCGACUCACAGAGGAGUGGGAGAGGGAGAAGGCUCAGCUGGAUGAGCAGAGUAACGAGUCGCUCCAGACCGUGUUAGAGGAGGAGAUGUUACGUCUAGUCAAGGAGCAGGACAGUAGGGAGAUACGGCUCACUGAGCAGUGGGAGCUGGAACAAGUUCAGCUCAAGGAGUGUCUGGAGGAGACUUUCCUCACCCGGUUGGCGGAGGAGAAUCUGAAGCAGCAGGAGCAGCAGGAGGAGGUGGAGAGGAGGCUCAGGGAGGACUGGGACAGGGAGAGACUCCAGCUGGAGGAGGACUAUGAGGGGAUGCUCCAGGAGCAGCUGCAGGAGGACAGGGAGAGGCUUGCGGAAGAGAAGGAGGAGGUGGAGAAGAGGCUGCAGCAGAUGAUGGAGGAGGAGAAGGAGCGCCUGGAGGAGGUCCACAGACAGGCCGUGCAGGAACUGAGUGCCAAACACAGUGAGGAGAGGGAACAGCUCAGCGGUCUGCUGGACAAACUGCGAGAGGAAAUCGCUGAGGAAAGGAAAGAACUAGAGAGCCACUUUUCCCAGAAAAUCAGGGAGGUGGAGGCCCGGUUCUCAGGCGACCAAGACGCUGUCGCAGAGCGCUUCCAAACCGACGUUUCCAACCUGGAGAAGCACUAUCAGAGCAAGCUGAAGGCACUCACUGACAACCACGCUGAGCAGAAAACCAAAUGGGAUGCGGAAACAGAGGAAGCCCUUCAGAAAGCUGAAGAGCAGAGGAGAGUUCUGCAGGAAACCAGAGAACAAGAGCGAGAGACCAUCACCCAGGACCUGCUGAAAGAGAGGGAGCUGCUAGAGAGUGUCCAUAAGGAAGAGAUGGGCGCAUUGGUUGCGAAGAACCAUGAACUCCAAAAGGAGCUGGAGAGUUUCAUCAGUUUAGCCCAGACCAAAGAGAUUGAGCUGAGUAGGCAGCUGAAUGAUCUUCACAAUAGGCUGCAGGAGAACCUGGACACUAAAGACGAGCUUCUGGCCAAGUCUGAGAAGAAAGCCCAGGAGAUCGAGCUUCUGCUGAACCAGGCCGUGGAGGACUUCAAGCAGGAGAGGGCAGAACUUCAGGGAAACCUUUCUGAAUUAGAGGUGAGGCACUCCUUGGCUGAGAAGCAGCUUGAGGAGAUGAGUGAGCUGCUCUCAGAACAUGAUAACCAGAAGUUGAAGAUCAAAGAACUGGAGAAGCUCCUGAGACAGGCAGCUGUGGACUUUCAAUUUGAGAGGCUGGAGCUGCAAGAGAACAUCUCAGACCUGGAACUGAAGCUGAAGGAGUGCCGUCCUUCCUCUGACCUGCAGGACAAUGAGAAAGGAGAGCUUCUGGUCGAGAGAGACCAGCUUAGUAUUAGAAUUCAGGAAAUCGAGAAUGAGCUCAACCAACUUCUAGACUCUGCAGACAUAACAGGUGGCAAAGAAAUGGGAGAAUCAAAUGAAGUAAAUGUAGCACCACUAGGAGAGGAACAUAUAGAGGCUGCAGCUUUUGAAGAACAAGUAGGUUCAGAAAACAUUACCGUUAGUGAUGAGACAUGUGACAAUGUUGUUCCAGAGGACUGUGAAGGCCUUGACGUAGAAUAUGUAUUCCCUAUGGAGCAGGGACCAAAUGACAAAGUUGAGAUUAUUACUGUAUCACCUCAUGAGAUGGAGAUUUCUGAGAACAUCAUUGCAGAAGUUUGUGAUCAAGAAAUAACUGUUACCUCAGACAACCUGAAUGUCUUAGUAGAGGCAUCUGAAACCUGUGGUGAACAAGGACAAGAUGAUCAGGUGGAGAUGAUACCUGAAACUCCAAAUAGGUUAGAGGAAUGUCCUGAAGACACCAUAACUCUUCAUUUUGAUGGGACAUGUGAUGAUGAAACUACUGUGGACAAUGGCCCAGACCCAGUGGUCGAAUCUGUUGCCGUUGAGGGGCAAGCACAAGAUGACAACACUAGUGAGGGAAGGAUGAAUUCUGAAACCUCUGAAGACAUUGAGGUAUGUCCUGAAAACAUUAUCAGUGUUGAGGCAUGCAAUGGUGAAGUCGCUGCUAUUCCAGAAGAAUGCCAAGACCUUGUUGAGGAAUCCCAAUCGUCUGAAAGCCAAUGUCAGGCUGAGGACAACAUGGAAGAAGACACCAACAAUGACAUUGUAGCAAUGUCCAUUUCAGAGGAGAAACCUCAAAGUGAUGACAUUGAUGGAGAUGUCUGUCCCUCUGAGAUUAAGUGUGAAGACUCCUCCCCUGAUAAGAUUGGACAGAAUGAUGCUAGUGUACAAGAAACUGUUUUCGAUGAUAAGCCUGAAGAGGAGGAACUUCAAGAUGAUCUGAUUAAUGAAGAAGUGAAGAGUUUUGUGUCUCUGGUUGUCUCUUCAGCCCUAGAGGAGAUCGGUCAUGACACUGACGAUACCAAAGUGGCUUGUCUUUUUGAGGAAACUCAAGAUCUAGAGAAAAAGCCUGUGGAACUGAUUCCUCAGCUGCAGCAGAGGUGCGAAGAAGCAGUGAAUGAGCAAGAUGACUAUAUCCGUGAGAUCCUGGAGCUCCAUGAGCAAGUCAGUCAGUUGGAGAGCGAGACCAGUCUUCUGGCUCAGCUACAGAGCCAGUAUGACAGUGCCACUGAGGAGAACCUGGCGCUACAGCAGAAGAUUUCCGAGCUUCAGCAGAAGUCGGAUGCACUAGAGAGUCUUUCAGCAGAAAACGAUCAGCAAGCUUUAGAGAAAAACGGCACCCUCAAAGCUCAGGCCAACGAGAUCAAGGUGACGUCUUCAGAUAUGACCUCGCUUCAGAUCCGAUACGAGGAGUGUAUCUGUGAAAACGCCAAGCUGGAGGAGCAAAACUGUCGGCUGGAGAAGAGAGUUGUGGGCCUUGAGAGCAAGAUGCACAUCAUCCAAGACUUCCAAGAUCAGCAAGUAGCGUUGGUGGACGAGAUCACCAGGAUGAGAGAGGAGAAUUGUAAGCUGACUGAGCUAGUCAGCGAGUUAGAGAGGCAGGAUGAGAUUCUCAUGGCUCUGCAGCUGGAGGCCGAGUCCGAGGAAGACGCCACCACAGAACAAGAACAAGAGUCCUUCCUGGACCUGAACUCCCAACUGGAGGCUAAGAUACAAGUGGUGUCGGAGCUGGAGGACUGCUGCACGGAGUUCGAGAAGCAGAACGCCAAGCUCCGCAGAGCCCUAACAGACCUGCAGGACAAGUCGCUGAAGAUGCAUGAAAAGAUGCAGACCCAUAGGAAUGAGGCGGGUCGUUUAGCAGAGGAGAACCUCUUACUCAGACACAAGAUCUCCGUGCUGAAGGAAGAGGACCUGAGAGAGACCCAGGAGGAGACGAUCUUGAAACUGGAGCAUUUCAGGAAGGAGAAGAUAUCUGCACAAAAGAAAGCAGAGAGUUUCAAGAGACAGAUCUCUGAGCUGCGUCUCCGCAGUCAGCAGCUGGAGGAUGAGAACGGGCUGCUGUCGGAGAAGAACGCCCAGAAUGCAGCAGGAGUGGAGGGGUUGAGCCAACAGCUGGGGGAACUGCUCAGACAGAGUGAGAGACAGGAGGCUGUCAGAGACCAGCAGCACAAUGAACCAGAGGACAACAGGACCAAGGUGGCUAAGAUGGGGGCUGUGGAGUGCCAGCUCUCCCUCCUCCUGCAGGAACACAAGGCUUUGGAGAAACUAACCCAGGGAUUACGCAAUCAGCUUGCCAAGUCUCAGGAGAGGACUCAUGUGUUGGAUGAAAGUCUCCAGUCUGUUCACCUCCAAAACGCCCGUCUCAAGUCAGACCUCCGCGUGUCACAGCAGGAGAAGGACGCCCUCAAACAGGAAGUGAUGUCACUGCACAAACAGCUGCAGAAUGCCAACGAUAAGAACCAGGUUCUGGAGAUGGCCCUGCACUCCAGCGGAUACCAGAGCCAGCACAAGAAGUUGUACCGGGACGAGCUGGCCAGGUUGGUGGAACAGGAGCAGCAGCUGCUGAGGCAGGAGAACGAGAGGCUGACCGUGGAGCUCCACAACACCAAGGACGACCUUCACCACAGCAGGGACAAGACGCGUCAGCUGGAGGCAGCCAUCUUCACCGUGAAGCAGCAGAAACAGCAGGGCCAGUCCAGUGUGGUGAAGACUGUGGAACAGGAGAAGACUGCUCUGAAGAGAGAGCUGAACGUGAUGCAUCAGGAGCUACUCUCUGCUCAGAACAAGGUGUGUGAGGUCCAGAGAGAGCUGGAGAGUCUUCGUCAGGAGAACGAAGGUCUGAAGACCCAACAGGCCCAGCUACAGGCACGGCUUCUGGAGGCCCUCCAAGUCCAGCUGGUUGGUCUGCUGCCCACAUCCCCUCGCAGGAUGCCUGGUGAGCGGAGAGAGCAACACCGCAGGGACGACCUCAACCCAGAGAACAUACAGAACGAGAGGGCGACGAUGAUGAUGAUGAUGAUGAAGAUGGAGGAACGUAUGAGGGAGAUAGAGCUGUCUCUGCAUAACGUCAAGCUGCUGCUCAAGGAGAAGGUCUGCCAACUCAAAGAUCAGCUCCACAAGAACGGCAAAGCUGAUUCGUUGAUCAAGGACCUGUACGUGGAGAACGCCCAGCUGCUGAAGGCCUUGGAGAUGACCGAGCGGAGACAGAAAGUAGCAGAGAAGAAGAACUAUCUACUGGAAGAGAAGAUCUCCAGCCUCAACAAGAUAGUCAGAGACCUAAGCCCCUCACCCCUACCCACAAUGCCCUACCAUUUCACCUGUUCCUAAUACUACACUUUGAUCCCUCACCCCAGUAGCUGGAAGGAACAUGGAUCUAAUACUACACUUUGACCCCUCACCCCAGUAGCUGGAAGGAACAUGGAUCUAAUACUACACUUUGACCCCUGAUCCCAGUAGCUGGACGGAACAUGGAUCUAAUACUACAGUUUGACCCCUCACCCCAGUAGCUGGAAGGAACAUGGAUCUAAUACUACACUUUGACCCCUCACCCCAGUAGCUGGAAGGAACAUGGAUCUAAUACUACACUUUGACACCUCACCCCAGUAGCUGGACGGAACAUGGAUCUAAUACUACACUUUGACCCCUGAUCCCAGUAGCUGGACAGAACAUGGAUCUAAUACUACACUUUGACCCCUGACCCCAGUAGCUGGACAGAACAUGGAACUAAUACUACACUUUGACCCCUGACCCCAGUAGCUGGACAGAACAUGGAACUCGAGUGUUACAUUCACAUUUGAGCCC